AUGGAUCAACCAAAGCAAAAAGUGAAGAUUCCCUGCAAUCAUCCGUUAGAAUACAUACAACUGAAGGGUGGAGGAUGGCCCGGAUCAUAUGACUAUGAUAUAAAUACUUGCGCAGGAUGCGAUGAAGAUUAUGGCUUCUGCUACUACUGCGCAAGCUGCAGUUUUCGAGCACAUUCGGAAUGCAUCGAGUGGCCAGACACCAUCGACCACCCGAGUCACUCCAGACAUCCUCUCAAGAAAGUCUCCCCCGGGACAAUUGACUAUACAGAUGGCAAAUGCCAUUUUUGUAGAGAAGAACUUGUUGAUCCCAUGUAUCACUGUUCCUUGUGCAACUUCAGCGUAGAUGUGAAUUGUUGGAGGCAUCCGCCACAGCGUACUAUUUAUCAACCAAAGAGCCACGAGCAUACAUUCACCCUCAUGCCGAGAAAGAUCACAUUCACUUGUAACGCAUGUGGGAUGCUUGACUGCAUUGAUUUGCCCCGAGUGAUCAACAUCAACCGUCAUGACCACCGCAUUUCUCGCACUUAUCAUCUCGGCCACGGCGAUUGGGAUUUAUGUGGACUUUGUCGCAAAGAGAUAGAUUGGAGUUUUGGAGCUUUCACUUGCAAGCGUUGUCCUAGUUAUGCUGUUCAUUCAAAGUGUGCGGUAAGGAAAGAUGUGUGGGAUGGAGAAGAACUCGAAGAUGUACCUGAAGAAGAAGAAGAAAUUGAAGAUCCAUACAAGGUAAUAAAUGAUAAAGAAAUCAUUCAUUUUAGUCAUGAAGAACAUAGUCUAAGACUUGGCGGUGAUGAUAAUGUUACCGGUUAUGAAAAGAUGUUGUGCGACGCUUGCAUCACUCCCAUCAGUUCUGAUCCAUUUUUCAAAUGUGUGCAAUGCGAGUUUUUUCUUCAUAAAGAAUGUGCUAGUCUCCCUCGGAGGAAACGAAGUAUCUUGCACAUCGACAAGCUUGAUCUAAGGGUAAAAAAUAAGGCUGGCAACCAUUACAAGUGUAGAAGUUGUCAAAAAUUAUUCGAUGGCUUCAGGUACAAGACAACGUUUGAUAAAUUUGAUGUGCGGUGUGGAUCCAUUUCUGAGCCUUUUCACCAUGAACUGCAUCCCCAUCCUUUAUACCACAUCUUUUCACCAGAAGAGAAGUCUCAUAUUUGUGGAGCAUGUGAUAGACCUACACAGUAUGUCUUAAGUUGUACUGUGUGUGAGUUUCAUUUAGGCAUGGAUUGUGGCACUUUACCAACAAAAGUGAAACAUACAUGCGACGGUCAUGACUUAUCGUUGCAUCAUGGAGCUGGAAACACCGACGGUCCAUUGUGGUGUGAUAUUUGUGAGGAAGAGACAGAUCCGAGCGUAUGGUUUUAUGGUUGUGAUGAUUGUGUGUCCACUCUCCAUAUCAAAUGUGUACUUGGAGACAUGUAUCACUUCAAGCCAGGAAACAAAUACGGCAAAGCUGAACUAGUUGCCAACGAUGGUAUGACUAGACCUUUUUGCAUAGUUUGUGAAGAGCGUUGCAUGUUCCCUUCCUUUCUUAAGGCUACCGUUUCAGAUUCAACUCUUGUAUACGCUUGUUCAAUGAACUGUGCAUACGAUAGCUACUGGAAGAAGUGGUAUUAUGACGAAUCUGGUUAA
This is a messenger RNA of Arabidopsis thaliana (thale cress), 1620 nucleotides long. Its product is annotated as Cysteine/Histidine-rich C1 domain family protein. The transcript is spliced from 2 exons. NCBI's taxonomy places the organism in Eukaryota, Viridiplantae, Streptophyta, Magnoliopsida, Brassicales, Brassicaceae. Bases 1 to 1620 code for a protein of 539 amino acids. The record is from RefSeq and is marked reviewed.